Molecule: messenger RNA, 912 nt
Organism: Psilocybe cubensis
Lineage: Eukaryota; Fungi; Basidiomycota; Agaricomycetes; Agaricales; Agrocybaceae
Exons: 10
Coding region: 1-912 (303 amino acids)
Cellular component (GO): cytosol
Molecular function (GO): aldose reductase (NADPH) activity
Source: RefSeq, a predicted model, not a curated record
AUGUCGAUUAAUGUUAUUUCAGGGAAGCUUCCUACUCAUUACACGCUGCCUUCUGGGGACAAGAUACCAUCAGUUGCAUUAGGCGUUUGGCGUGCUGAUCCAGGUGAAGUAGGUGAAGCAGUCAAGACUGCGCUAAAGACCGGGUAUAGGCAUAUCGAUGGAGCUUGGAUUUACGGUAACGAAGCCGAAGUUGGUCAAGCUAUAAAAGACAGCGGUAUUCCUCGCAAAGACAUAUGGCUCACCUCAAAGCUGUGGAACUCGUUCCACGCCCCUCAAGAUGUUGAGGCCGCCCUCAAUGAAUCUCUCACCAAAUUGGGUACUGAUUACCUUGACUUAUACUUGAUCCACUGGCCUGUUGCAUUCAAAAAUAAUGGGAAGAAGAAUGAUGUCGACUUUGACCUCACCGAGAAUACCUAUGCCACAUGGCAGAAACUCGAAGAGAUGGUCGACAAAGGCAAAGUUAGGAACAUCGGACUCAGCAACUUCAAUAUAAGGCGAAUUCAGAAACUAGCCUCAAACCCGUUGAAGGUUAAGCCAGCCGUCAAUCAAGUGGAACUGAGCUAUUGGAACCCUCAGCCUGAGUUGCUUCAGUGGGCAAAAGACAACGACUUACUCCUUGAGGCUUAUUCUCCUCUUGGAAGCCAGGAGAAAGUAAAGGAGAGUCUGAAUAUACCCGAGGUUAAAGCCAUUGCAAAGGAGCUUGGUAUAACCCCGGCACAAGUAUAUAUUUCAUGGCACAUUCAGCGAGGCACUGUAGUGCUUCCGAAAAGCGUCCACCCAUCGCGUGUUCAAGAAAACUUCCAGGUAACUGUUUUACCGGACGAUGCAUUUCAGAGAAUCGAGAAGAUUGCUGCUAGUCAUGAACCUCACAGAAGUGUAAACCCCAAGUGGGGAGUUGACAUUUGGAACUAA